Zophobas morio is the source of this 1499-nucleotide messenger RNA. Its product is annotated as solute carrier family 2, facilitated glucose transporter member 1-like. Gene Ontology annotation, molecular function: hexose transmembrane transporter activity. Lineage: Eukaryota; Metazoa; Arthropoda; Insecta; Coleoptera; Tenebrionidae. The transcript is spliced from 6 exons. The record is from RefSeq and is a predicted model, not a curated record. Gene Ontology annotation, biological process: monosaccharide transmembrane transport. Bases 1 to 1410 code for a protein of 469 amino acids. Gene Ontology annotation, cellular component: membrane.
AUGACGGUGUGUCGUUUUAAAUUUAUUUUCACGGUACUUGCCAUUUCUGUGGGUUCGGGUUUCCAGCACGGGUAUCAUUCCGGGAUUAUCAACGUCCCUGCUAAGGUGUUUCGACAGUGGAUCAAAACAAUCAAAACGGAAAGACUGCUCGGCCAAACGCCUCCCGAGAGGGAAAUCACGAUCAUAUGGUCAGUGGCAGUGGCGGUGUUUUCCAUCGGGGGCAUGCUUGGAGCUUGCUUGAUCGGGUACUUUUCGGACAGGUGCGGCCGCAAGAGGAGCAUCAUGUGGAACAACGGGAUAAUUCUGUUGGCCAUCGGGUUCACGGUGUUCUCGAAGUCCAUGAAGGCCUUCGAGCUGUUUAUUUUCGGGCGAUUUCUUGCUGGGAUCAACGCGGGACUGAACGGAGGGCUUUGCCCGAUUUAUUUAGUCGAAAUUGCACCCGACUACUACCGCGGAGCCGUAGCUAGCGUCUACCAGCUCGUCAUCGUCGUGUCGAUUCUCAUAUCUCACAUCGCUGGGUUGUUGUUAGGAACGGACGACAUGUGGCCGUUAAUGUUCGCGGUGGCUGUUAUUCCAGCAGUGUUCCAGAUGGUGUGUCUGUGGUUUUGUCCCGAGUCGCCGAGGUAUCUUCUAAUGCAACGAGAAAGUGAAAAGAAAGCCAGACGGGCACUGAUGUGGAUAAUAGAAGACAUAGACCUCGUUAACACAGAAAUGGAAGACUUGAUGACGGAAGACAAUCUAGUGCGGCAAAUGCAUGCGUCUUUGUUGAGGAGGGUCUUGGGUAUUCCGUCGCUCAAAAAUUCCUUGAUUAUGUGUGCGGUUUUGAAUGUUAGCCAACAAUUGUGUGGCAUUAACACUAUGGUGUACUUUUCUACCGAGAUCUUUGGAGGAGUGGGGAUGACAGAGGACGCUGCAACAUGUACCACUUUAGGGUUUUCUAGUGUGCUAAUCGUUAUGACAGUACUUAGUCUUUUUCUUGUUGAUAGUGUUGGUAGACGACGAAUGAUGUUAUUUAGUUUUACAGGAAUGGCUAUAUUUACUUUAAUAUUGUUGUAUACUUUAGUUGCGGCAAGUAGUGCAAACGCUUCGGGUUAUAUGAAAUAUAUCGCCGUUGUGUUUGCUUGUUUCUUUGUAGCGAGCUAUGCCGUAGGAGCUGGUCCAAUCCCUUGGUUCAUCACAGCAGAACUGGUAGUGUAUCCGGCUAGAAGUCUAGCUGUUUCCAUAACUGUGUUCUGCAACUGGGUGGCAAGUUUUAUGGUCGCCCAAACCUUCCUAUCGCUACAGGAAGCAAUCGACAACUACGUCUUCACGAUCUUCAUAAUACUAGACAUUUUCUUCUUCUGCUAUACUUUGAACUUUCCAGAAACCAGCAGACUGUCAGCUCUAACAAUAAUCGAAAUGUAUCAAUAGCAAUAAAAAUUACCCAGUCAGAUGUCUCUUCUUGACACUACUAGUGUCACUUUUACAACCAUUUGACACUUGGGUCUGUCCUAUGGGUA